AUGGCAGCUACGAAUGUCGUUGUGCUCCGGGCUAUGCUGGAAGCCCGGAUAGUCCGCACGGUUGUGUUGGUAGAUGUGGACGAAUGCCAGUUGUCCGAUUUCUAUUGUGGCGAGAAAGGAGUUUGCAGGAAUUUGGUGGGUAGCUACGAAUGUGAGUGUGCAGAAGGCUUCCAGCGUGACCAAUACACGGGACAGUGCGUGGACAUUGACGAAUGCAAGUAA
Molecule: messenger RNA, 222 nt
Organism: Gongylonema pulchrum
Lineage: Eukaryota; Metazoa; Nematoda; Chromadorea; Rhabditida; Gongylonematidae
Source: the annotation of a GenBank genome assembly